Odontomachus brunneus is the source of this 1626-nucleotide messenger RNA. RefSeq names its product 28S ribosomal protein S2, mitochondrial (gene mRpS2). Lineage: Eukaryota; Metazoa; Arthropoda; Insecta; Hymenoptera; Formicidae. The transcript has 3 exons. The record is from RefSeq and is a predicted model, not a curated record. Gene Ontology annotation, biological process: translation. Gene Ontology annotation, cellular component: mitochondrial small ribosomal subunit; ribosome. Bases 317 to 1081 code for a protein of 254 amino acids. Gene Ontology annotation, molecular function: structural constituent of ribosome.
UAAAAUCAGUGUAGGUGAUAAUUACAAAAGUGCAGUAUUAUAAAAAUAUAAAUAAAAUAAAUAAAAAGCAAUUACAGUAAAUGAAACACUCUAAUUGGUUGAUUCUUACGUUUACGACCACGCAAUUGUAAAAUGACCUUUACGAAAACCUGCGAAGAGUUUCUUGCACUAGUGUAGACAGUUCAUCUAAAGAGGACGGAUCGUGUGUGAUUUAAUUCUAACCUAAUCUAACUACUGUUGAUCCUGGUUAUUCUUUACAUUUCUCUGGGAGUUUCAUUGAAUUUCAUUGAAGAAAGACGCAGACACACAGAGCAGAAUGUCAAUAUUUGCUAGGCGAAUUCUCCCAUCGAACUUUUUGAAGGAGUGCUUACGACCUGUACGUAACACCUGUCCUCGACAGUUCACGACUCAGUCGCAGCCAAAUGUGGAGGAGAGCUCAGAGGUUACGCUGGAUCCUUUGACCCAUCCAGACUUCUUCCAAGUGCAUAAUCUGUUUACUGUGAAGGAUCUAUAUAACGCGAGGGUGCACUACGGUCACAAGGAGACCUCCAUAAACAAGCACAUGGAAACGUUCAUAUUUGGCUCCAGAAUGGGACAUCUGAUCAUCGACCUGGAUCAGACCGCUGAACUGCUGCGACAAGCAUUGAACUUCACUGCCCACAUCGCAUUCAGAGGCGGUAUAAUCUUGUUCGUCUCGAAGAAUCCUCAAAUCACCCAUCUAGUGGACAAGACAGCCAGAGAGUGCAAAGAGUUCUCGCACACGAGAUUCUGGAGGAAGGGCAUAUUCACGAAUUCUACAAAUCAGUUCAAAACUGUAACAAGGCUGCCCGAUCUGUGUAUCUUCAUCAACACCCUCGAUAUCAUGACUGAACACAUGGGGAUAAUGAAUGCGGCGAAGAUGUGUAUACCCUCCGUGGGUAUAGUCGAUACGAAUUGCAAUCCAAACCUCAUAACGUAUCCCAUUCCUGGAAACGACGACUCCCUGUGCUCCCUAGAACUCUAUUGCUCGCUGUUCAAAAAGGCUAUUCUCAGAGGUAAGAAGGCGAGAGAGCAGCUCACGAAACUCGCGAGCUCCACGUAGAUCUAGUGUAAUCAAUCCAGCUAAAUGAAUAUCGUGUAUAGAGUAAUUGGCCAAAAUAUAUCUCUUCUUUCUCUAACUCGAAAACGAGACUGAAUAAGAUGCUAAUGAAUGACAAUACUUCAUUCGUUUUGCAUUAUGUAUAUGACACAUGUUGAGUGAAAAGAUAUCUUUGUGCAUCAGACGUCAUACAAGGCUCUUGGAAGCCACACACAUACACAAACUCUAUAAUUUUCAAUUAAAUUUAAAUUUGUUGUCAAUUAAAUGGAAUGUAAAUAAAAUAAAUUAAAAAAAUUUCUUGUAAAUUUGAAUUUAUGAAAUGAAUUCAAUUUAAUUUACUUAAAUGUACAUUUCUCUUGAUCUUUGUGAAGAUCAUAUGUAUUGUGUUACCAAGAUUAAGAGGACUGAAGGAUCAGAUUACCUGAAAAUCGUGCUUAUUUUUUCAUGAUUUUUUAUGACAAACUGAAUGAAUAUGCGAAAGUAAUAUUUUGACGUGUAUUUGUACAACAUAUAAAGAGAAGAAAAAUAUAAUUUAAUGAUUAAAUACU